Drosophila persimilis is the source of this 4486-nucleotide messenger RNA. RefSeq names its product ubiquitin-like modifier-activating enzyme 1 (gene Uba1). The coding region runs from base 267 to 3821 and encodes 1184 amino acids. Gene Ontology annotation, biological process: protein sumoylation. The record is from RefSeq and is a predicted model, not a curated record. Gene Ontology annotation, molecular function: SUMO activating enzyme activity. NCBI's taxonomy places the organism in Eukaryota, Metazoa, Arthropoda, Insecta, Diptera, Drosophilidae. Gene Ontology annotation, cellular component: cytoplasm; SUMO activating enzyme complex. The transcript is spliced from 4 exons.
AUUGGCUUUUAAACGGACAUAGAAGAGAUUAGAAGCUAGGAGGACAGCGUGCCGUCGAAAGAGUAGUAAAUACAAAGGAAUUCGUACAACAGACGUUUCGAACUUCUUGAGGUCGCGCGUGUGUGCGUGCCUGGGCCUGUGUUGUGCUGCGUGUGUGUUUGUGUGAGCGUGCGAGUAGUGCAAAAGAGACAAAACCGCAUCAGACGGAACGAGGUUUUGGUUUUGGGCAAGCAUUUUGGACGAAAGCAUAAACCCGGGCAGCAGAAAUGUCAUCGAUUGGUGACCAAUUGAUGGCCGAUUCGGCAUCCAGCAGCAGCUCGGAUGCCCCAUUGUGCAAAAAGCGAAGAGUUGAGGGAAAGGCUUCUGCCGAUGGUGCCGGGCGAGCAUCGAGCAGCGGCAACAACAACUACGAAAAUCACGACAAAGCAGCAGGCGCCGUUGACAUUUCAAACAAGAGCGAGACAACAACAGAGCAGCAGCUGGAAUUGUGUGUAUCGUCGUCUACCUCUGACACAUGUGCUGUGAAUACGAUGGCGAAGUGUGCAAACGAAACCGGCAGAGCCGACGACGUCAGUACAUCGUCAGCAGUUCAGAAAGAAAGUAGUGGCAGUCAGAAGGAGAGUAAGAAUUGUGUGGAAAACAACGACAUCGUAGCUUCCUCAGCAGCAGCAGCAGCCGCGGCCCGCACAGUCAGCUCCACCAACAACUCCAACGUCAGUUCCAGCAAUAACAGCAACAACACCACCCCCAGCAACAGUAACAGUAAUCGGCCUACAGCAGGAGGUAGUAUGGCUGCUAGCAACUCCAACGCCGCCGCCGCCGGUGGAGAUAUCGAUGAGUCUCUGUACUCGCGCCAGCUAUAUGUUCUUGGACACGAUGCAAUGCGCCGCAUGGCCAACUCCGAUAUACUCCUCUCCGGGCUUGGCGGCCUGGGUCUGGAGACGGCCAAGAAUGUGAUCUUGGGCGGUGUGAAAUCGAUCACCCUCCAUGACACAGCAACUUGUGGGCCCAAUGACUUGUCCUCGCAGUUCUACUUGUCGGAGGCGGACAUUGGCAAGAACCGUGCCGAGGCCUCGUGCGCACAGCUGGCGGAGCUGAAUAGCUAUGUGCGUACCGUGUCCCACACUGGACCCCUAACCGAGGAGUUUCUGCGGCAGUUCCGCGUUGUGGUGCUCACCAAUUCGGACACAGCCGAGCAGGAGAGAAUUGGCAAGUUUGCCCACGAGAAUGGCAUUGCCCUGAUCAUAGCCGACACCCGGGGCCUGUUCGCCAAGGUGUUCUGUGACUUUGGCGAGUCGUUCACCAUCUACGACCAGGAUGGCGCCCAGCCAGUGUCGACCAUGAUCGCCAGCAUCACACACGAUGCCCAGGGAGUGGUGACCUGCCUGGAUGAGACCCGUCACGGCUUCAACGACGGCGACUAUGUAACCUUCUCCGAGGUCCAGGGCAUGCAGCAGUUGAACGGCUGCCAACCGAUCAAGAUAACCGUCCUGGGACCCUACACCUUCAGCAUCGGCGACACCAGCAGCUAUGGAGAAUACAAGAGCGGAGGCGUGGCCACCCAGGUGAAGAUGCCCAAGUCGAUUAGCUUCAAGUCCCUGGAGCAGGCCAGCAAAGAGCCAGAGUUCCUGAUCUCGGACUUUGCCAAACUGGAAUCCCCAGCCACCCUGCACGUGGCCUUCAAUGCCCUCUCCGUCUACCAGAAGGUCAACGACGGCGCUCUGCCCCGUCCCUGGAACGAGGCGGAUGCCAACUGCUUCCUGCAGUUCUGUAAGGAGAUCAAGAGCGACGUGGACGAGAAGCUGGUGCUGCAGUUCGCCAAGAUCUGUGCGGGCAACACGUGCCCCAUGGAUGCGGCAGUUGGCGGGAUUGUGGCCCAGGAGGUGCUCAAGGCCUGCAGCGGCAAGUUCACGCCCAUCUAUCAGUGGCUCUACUACGAUGCAUUGGAAUGCCUGCCGGUUGCUGGCGUUACCGAGGCCGAUGCCCAGCCUCUGGGCUCCCGGUAUGAUGCACAGAUUGCCAUCUUUGGACGCAAGUUCCAGGAGCAGCUGGCCGACGCCAAGUGGUUCAUUGUCGGAGCCGGCGCCAUUGGCUGUGAGCUGCUGAAGAACUUUGGCAUGCUCGGCCUGGGCGUUGGCAAGGGACAGAUUUUCGUCACCGACAUGGAUCUCAUAGAGAAAUCGAAUCUGAAUCGCCAGUUCCUGUUCCGUCCGCAUGACGUGCAGAAGCCCAAAGCACUCACAGCCGCGGCGGCCAUUAAGCGUAUGAAUCCCGACGUGAAGGUCACUGCAUAUGAACUGCGCGUGGGCGCCGAGACGGAGAAGGUCUUCUCCGAGAGCUUCUUUGGAAAGUUGCACGGCGUGGCCAAUGCCCUGGACAAUGUGGAUGCCCGCAUUUACAUGGACCGCAAGUGCAUUUUCAAUCGCAUACCGCUGGUCGAGACUGGCACACUCGGCACCAUGGGCAAUGUCCAAGUGAUUGUGCCAUUUGCCACAGAGUCGUACAGCUCCUCGCAGGAUCCGCCCGAGAAGAGCAUACCCAUCUGCACGCUGAAGAACUUCCCGAAUGCCAUCGAGCAUACGCUCCAGUGGGCCCGCGACGCCUUCGAGGGCGUCUUCAAGCAGUCCGCCGAGAAUGCGGCCCAGUACAUUGCCGAUCCGCAGUUCACCGAGCGCAUCAUUAAGCUGCCCGGCAUUCAGCCCCUGGAGAUUCUCGACUCUAUCAAGAAAGCCCUCAUUGAUGACAAGCCCAAGAGCUUUGCGGAUUGCGUGGAGUGGGCCCGCCUCUACUGGGAGGACCAGUACGCGAAUCAGAUCAAACAGCUGCUCUUCAACUUCCCACCCGAUCAGGUCACCUCCAGUGGCCAGCCUUUCUGGUCCGGGCCCAAGCGCUGUCCCGAUCCCCUUGUCUUCGACGUAAACGAUUCGAUGCACUUGGAUUUCAUCUAUGCCGCAGCCAAUCUGCGUGCCGAGGUCUAUGGCUUGGAUCAAGUGCGCGAUCGCCAAGCCAUUGCUGAGCUGGUGAAGAAAGUUCACGUGCCAGUGUUCGUGCCACGCUCUGGUGUAAAGAUUGAGACCAAUGAGGCAGCCGCUGCCGCCUCGGCCAAUCACUAUGACGACAAUGAGGUCGAUCAGGAUCGUGUGGACAAGAUCAUAACGGAUCUGCUGAAGAAGGCCGAAAAGCAAUCGAAGAUCACACCGCUGGAGUUCGAGAAGGACGACGACAAUAACUUGCACAUGGACUUCAUUGUCGCCUGCUCGAAUCUGCGUGCCUCAAACUACAAAAUCCCACCGGCCGAUCGUCACAAGUCGAAACUGAUUGCCGGCAAGAUAAUACCGGCCAUUGCCACCACAACAUCGGUGCUGUCCGGCCUCGCUGUGCUCGAGGUGAUCAAACUGAUUGGCGGCCACUCCGAUUUGCCCAGCUUCAAGAAUGCAUUCGUUAAUUUGGCACUGCCAUUCAUGGCCUUUUCGGAGCCGCUGCCCGCCGCCAAGCUGUCGUACUACGGCAACGAGUGGACGCUGUGGGAUCGCUUCGAGGUCACCGGCGAGUUGACGCUGCAGGAGUUCCUCAACUACUUCGAGGAGAAGGAGAAACUCAAGAUCACCAUGCUGUCGCAGGGCGUCUCCAUGCUGUAUUCCUUCUUUAUGCCCAAGGCCAAGUGCUCGGAACGCCUGCCGCUGCCCAUGUCCGAGGUGGUGCGCCGUGUCUCCAAGCGCCGCAUCGAGUCCCACGAGCGCUCCCUGGUCUUUGAGAUCUGCUGCAACGAUGUCGAUGGCGAGGAUGUGGAGGUGCCCUAUGUCCGCUACACCCUGCCCUAAGAUGUUCCGGCCCUCAUAGUAGCUGUCGAACCACCCCACAUAUAAUUUUAAUUUAUAACGUAAAUUAUUUCUAUUAUUUACUCCCGUUAACGAGGCCUGGCGUCCCUAAACAAAAGCAAAGCAAAACAACAAGCAAUUCGUGUAGCCUAUGUGCAUUUUAAUGUUGGUUUUUUCACAAGCACACCAUCAAACGAAAAGAAGGAGGAAAACGGAGAGGAAUUACAAGAGCAAACCGGAGAAGAUCUAUAAAUUACCUAUAUAUAUAUAUAUAUAAAUAUUAUGUGCGUGUGCAUCCUCUAAGGAACGGCAAAAGAAUUCGCAAGCAUACGAUAAAUACAAAGACUCGACUUAAAGCAAAAAUACACACCACUUAAUGGGGAAAACUGAAGAAACUCUCUGCUCAGCAUAGUUAUAAAGAUGGAAAAACUGAAACUGAAACUGAACGAAAGAAGGAUUUUAUUUAAGAGUAUUGGCAUUUGGCAUCUGUACGAAACGGAAAUUGGGGGGAAAAAUGUAGCAAUGAGUGAAUUUCACUUAUACACAUUUUUCUCUCAUACAAAUCGAGAUAUAUAUAUUUUUUUUUGUAUAUGAACGUAACAACUAAUUAAAUUACAUCAUUGUAUUAGAAGAGGAGAAAAGUAAAAUGAAUAAAGCUGUAUAUUUCA